Molecule: messenger RNA, 2338 nt
Organism: Malania oleifera
Lineage: Eukaryota; Viridiplantae; Streptophyta; Magnoliopsida; Santalales; Ximeniaceae
Product: DEAD-box ATP-dependent RNA helicase 57
Exons: 14
Coding region: 594-2174 (526 amino acids)
Biological process (GO): maturation of SSU-rRNA
Molecular function (GO): RNA helicase activity; ATP binding; nucleic acid binding
Source: RefSeq, a predicted model, not a curated record
CAGAGCAGAGCCCAGUGCCCACACGGCCUCCCACUCCCAACCAGCCCACUCCCAGAUUCUUAAAUAGCCAGAUUGCCUGAACGACUCCGAUGUGAGCCAACAGAGAGCCAGCACAAGAGACAAGACCCUUCUUCUUCGAAGCCCUCUGCACUCCGACCCUUCGAAGCCAUCUGCACUCCGACCCUUCGCGAGUUCAUCUUCGAUCCUUCGAACCAGCUAGAGCUUCGUGAGUUCGUCUUCCACACUUCGAACCAGCAGGAGCCCUUCGCGAGUUAGUCAGGAGCUUCGUGAGUUCGUCGUAGACCCUUCGAACCAGCAGGACUCAGCAGGAGCUUCGUGACUCGUGAGUUGGUCUUCCACAGUGCGAAUCAGCGGGAGCCCUUCGUGAGUUUGUCAAGAGCUUCGUGAGUUCGUCGUCGACAUUUCGAACCAGAAGGAGCUCUUCGCAAGUUUGUCUUCGAGCCUUCGUGAGUUCAUCCGCUUCUCUGUUAUUGGGUCUUCCCAUAUGGCUUUAAAUAAUUGAAUUCUGCCAAGCUGCUGCAACCCUGGUAAGGCCAAAUAAGGAAAAAAAAAGAGUUGGUUAUUUUAGAAGGAUGGAGAAGGGAGCCUCGUUUUUGUUUGCAGGCAUCCGUUUUGAUAAAAGGAAGUUUUCUAGUGAUUUUACGAGAUUCGAGGAUAAAGAAAAAAAUAAUGUUAUAGACAAGCUGGGCUUUGGUGAAAGUGGAAACAAUGAACCAGAGAACAGGGUGAUGCCUGUUAAGAGGAAGCGGAACUCAAAGGGAUCCGAAACAGUAGAAGGCUUUAGUGUCUUCAAGACUUCAAAAUCGACUGCUGUAAUUGAACACGACCAGGAAGAAAAUGUAUCUUCCCAAGCAAAGAAGGAGUUCUAUCGGCAGAUGGAGCGGGAUGCGCUUUUACGGAAGCAGCACAACAUUCACAUAUCUGGGAAUAAUGUCCCGCCUCCACUUAAAAGUUUUGGGGAAUUGAGUUCUAGAUAUAAAUGUCCAUCAUAUUUGUUACGCAAUUUGGCAGAAUCUGGAUUUAAGGAACCGACACCAAUCCAAAGGCAGGCGAUUCCAGUCCUCCUCUCUGGCCGGGAAUGUUUUGCUUGUGCUCCAACUGGUUCUGGUAAAACCAUGGCUUUUGUUUGUCCCAUGCUUAUGAAACUUAAGCGUGCUUCAAAGGAUGGUGUUCGAGCUGUUAUUAUUUGUCCUACACGAGAACUAGCUGCUCAAACGACCAGAGAGUGCAAGAAGUUGUCUAAAGGAAAGAAAUUUCGCAUCAAGUUAAUGACUAAAGAGCUUGUAAGAACCGCUGAUUUUUCAAAAUUGCCUUGUGAUGUACUCAUAUCCACACCACUUCGCUUACGUUGGGCCAUUCGCAAAAGAAAGCUCGAUUUAAGCAGGGUUGAGUACCUUGUCUUGGAUGAGUCUGACAAGCUAUUUGAGCUUGGCUUGGUGAAGGAGAUUGAUUUUGUUGUCAAAGCAUGCUCCAACCCUUCAAUAAUACGCUCAUUAUUCAGUGCGACUUUACCUGAUUACGUUGAAGAGCUUGCACGCACAAUAAUGCAUGAUGCUGUUAGAGUUAUCAUUGGCAGGAAGAAUUCAGCUUCUGAAUUGAUAAAGCAAAAAUUGGUUUUUGCUGGAAGUGAAGAAGGAAAACUUCUUGCACUUCGUCAAAGCUUUGCAGAGAGCCUAAAUCCUCCUGUCCUAGUGUUUGUUCAAAGCAAGGAGCGAGCAAAACAGCUGUAUGGGGAACUGGAAUUUGACAGCUUUAGAGUUGAUGUUAUCCAUGCAGAUUUGUCCCAGUCACAGCGAGAAAAUGCUGUUGACAACUUCAGAUCCGGAAAAACAUGGGUUUUGAUUGCCACUGAUGUUAUUGCCCGGGGAAUGGACUUUAAGGGUGUCAAUUGUGUGAUAAACUACGAUUUUCCAGAUUCUGCAGCAGCAUAUAUUCACAGGAUUGGUCGUUCCGGCAGAGCUGGAAGGAGUGGGGAAGCUGUGACAUUUUACACAGAGGAUGAUGUUCCUUUUUUGCGUAACAUAGCUAAUGUUAUGGCAGCUUCAGGCUGUGAGGUGCCGUCCUGGAUUAUGUCCAUGCCUAAACUGAAGUGGAAAAGGCACCGGCCAAAAAGAGACUCUAUAUCCACCAAGCCAAAAGAUGUGCAAGAUUAAGCCUGGUUGUCCAAGCAAAUCUCCAGCAUCAGAGAAUUUUUAUUUUUGAUUUUUUUUUGUGAAGUUCUCAUUUUUUUGUAACCUCAAUAUAAACAGCAGGUGAAUUUAAGUUAAUUUUUUUCAAAUAUUUGCAUUUUCAAUUUAAUAAUUUUUAAGGAGCCAAA